AGCCGGACAGGAGGGGACAGGCGGGGACAGGCGGGGACAGGCGGCCGAGGCAGGCCCCGGAGCCCGCAGCCUGCGCCCCGCGGCGGGGGGCUGGUCCCCCGGGACCUGGGCCCCACCCCGCACACCUGCCUCACCUGUCUCAUCCCUUAUAAGGCGUGAGCGCCCGGCCCCGCCCCAGCAGGUGGGCCCCGCCCGCCGUGACAUCACGUCUGCCCAGCCCGGCCGCAGGCCCCCUGCUGUGUCGGAGUACCCGGCGCUCCCCUGCUCCCCUGCUCCCGGGCUCCAGGUGACCCCCCCCAGGCCAUGGCUGCCACUAGCGCUUGGAGGAAGGCGGCAGGCCCGGUGCCCGAGGCAGCCCAGCCUUUCCUGUUCGCCCCUCGAGCGGGCCCCGGGCUGGCGAGCGGCGUGGGGCCGCCCCCGGUGGAGUGGGCUGCCCGAAGGCUCGUGUGGGUGCCCUCCGAGCUGCACGGCUUCGAGGCGGCGGCCCUGCGCGACGAGGGCCCCGAGGAGGUGGAGGUGGAGCUGGCCGAGAGCGGCCGCAGGCUCCGGCUGCCCCGAGACCAGGUGCAGCGCAUGAACCCCCCCAAGUUCAGCAAGGCCGAGGACAUGGCUGACCUCACCUGCCUCAACGAAGCCUCCGUGCUGCACAACCUCCGGGAGAGGUACUACUCGGGCCUCAUCUACACGUACUCGGGCCUCUUCUGCGUGGUCAUCAAUCCCUACAAGCAGCUGCCCAUCUACACGGAAGCCAUCGUGGAAAUGUACCGCGGCAAGAAGCGGCACGAGGUGCCCCCGCACGUGUACGCCGUCACGGAGGGCGCCUACCGCAGCAUGCUGCAGGAUCGGGAGGACCAGUCCAUCUUGUGCACCGGGGAGUCCGGGGCCGGCAAGACGGAAAACACCAAGAAAGUCAUCCAGUACCUGGCCCACGUGGCCUCGUCCCCCAAGGGCCGGCGGGAGCCCGGAGCCCCGACCCCUGCCAGCCUGGUGGCCUAUGGCGAGCUGGAACGGCAGCUGCUCCAAGCCAACCCCAUCCUGGAGGCCUUCGGGAACGCCAAGACUGUCAAGAACGACAAUUCCUCCCGAUUUGGCAAAUUCAUCAGAAUCAACUUCGAUGUGGCCGGCUACAUUGUGGGGGCCAACAUUGAGACCUACUUGCUGGAGAAGUCCCGGGCCAUCCGGCAGGCCAAGGAUGAGUGCAGCUUCCAUAUCUUCUACCAGCUCCUUGGGGGUGCCGGGGAGCAGCUUAAAGAGGACCUCCUCCUGCAGCCGUGCUCCGAGUACCGAUUCCUCACCAACGAGCCGGCCUCAUCCCCGGGCCAGGAACGGGAACUCUUCCAAGAGACCCUGGAAUCCCUGCGGGUCCUGGGCUUCAGCCACGAGGAGAUCGUCUCCAUGUUACGUGUGGUCUCAGCUGUUCUCCAGUUUGGAAACAUCUCCCUGAAGAAGGAGCGCCAUUCGGACCAGGCCACGAUGCCGGACAACACAGCGGCCCAGAAACUGUGCCGUCUGCUGGGUUUGGGGGUGACAGACUUCUCCCGAGCCCUGCUCUCCCCCCGCAUCAAGGUUGGCCGGGACUACGUCCAGAAGGCCCAGACCAAGGAGCAGGCUGACUUCGCCUUGGAAGCCUUGGCCAAGGCCUCCUACGAGCGCCUGUUCCGCUGGCUCGUGCUGCGACUCAACCGGGCCCUGGACCGAAGUCCGCGCCAGGGGGCCUCGUUCCUGGGCAUCCUAGACAUCGCGGGCUUCGAGAUCUUCCAACUGAACUCCUUCGAGCAGCUGUGCAUCAACUACACGAACGAGAAGCUGCAGCAGCUCUUCAACCACACCAUGUUCGUGCUGGAGCAGGAGGAGUACCAGCGCGAGGGCAUCCCCUGGACCUUCCUGGACUUCGGCCUCGACCUGCAGCCCUGCAUCGACCUCAUCGAGCGGCCCGCCAACCCCCCAGGGCUCCUGGCCCUGCUGGACGAGGAGUGCUGGUUCCCCAAGGCCACGGACAAGUCCUUCGUGGAGAAGGUGGCCCAGGAGCAGGGCGGCCACCCCAAGUUCCAGCGGCCGCGGCAGCUGCGGGACCAGGCCGACUUCAGUGUGCUGCACUACGCGGGGAAGGUGGACUACAAGGCCAACGAGUGGCUCAUGAAGAACAUGGACCCCCUGAACGACAGCGUGGCCGCCCUCCUGCACCAGAGCACCGACAAGCUCACGGCCGAGAUCUGGAAGGACGUGGAGGGCAUUGUGGGCCUGGAGCAGGUGAGCAGCCUCGGGGACGGGGGCGCGCCUGGCGGCCGCCCCCGCCGGGGCAUGUUCCGGACGGUGGGCCAGCUGUACAAGGAGUCCCUGAGCCGCCUCAUGGCCACGCUGAGCAACACCAACCCCAGCUUUGUGCGCUGCAUCAUCCCCAACCACGAGAAGAGGGCUGGGAAGCUGGAACCCCGGCUGGUGCUGGACCAGCUGCGCUGUAACGGGGUCCUGGAGGGGAUCCGCAUCUGCCGCCAGGGCUUCCCCAACCGGAUCCUGUUCCAGGAGUUCCGGCAGAGGUACGAGAUCCUGACUCCCAACGCCAUCCCCAAGGGCUUCAUGGACGGGAAGCAGGCCUGCGAGAAGAUGAUCCAGGCCCUGGAGCUCGACCCCAACCUGUACCGCGUGGGCCAAAGCAAAAUCUUCUUCCGGGCCGGCGUCCUGGCGCAGCUGGAGGAGGAGCGCGACCUCAAGAUCACCGACAUCAUCGUGUCCUUCCAGGCGGCCGCCAGGGGCUACCUGGCCCGGAGGGCCUUCCACAGGCGGCAGCAGCAGCAGAGCGCGCUGCGGGUGAUGCAGAGGAACUGCGCGGCCUACCUCAAGCUGCGUCACUGGCAAUGGUGGCGCCUCUUUACCAAGGUGAAGCCGCUUCUCCAGGUGACCCGCCAGGACGAGGUCCUCCAGGCCCGGGCCCAGGAGCUGCAGAAAGUGCAAGAGUUACAGCAGCAGAGCGCUCGGGAGCUGGGCGAGCUCCAGAGCCGCGUGGUCCAGCUGGAGGAGGAGAGAGCCCGGCUCUCGGAGCAGCUGCGAGCGGAGGCCGAGCUGUGCGCUGAGGCCGAGGAGACCCGGGGCCGCCUGGCCGCCCGGAAGCAGGAGCUGGAGAGAGUGGUGGGCAUGCUGGAGGCCCGGGUGGGCGAGGAGGAGGAGCGGGGAGCGCAGCUGGAGACCGACAAGAGGAGGCUGCAGCAACACGUGCAGGAGCUGGAGCAGCACCUGGAGGCGGAGGAGGGAGCCCGGCAGAAGCUGCAGCUGGAGAAGGUGACCACCGAGGCGCGGCUGAAGAAGAUGGAGGAGGACCUCCUGCUGCUGGAGGACCAGAACGCCAAGCUGGGCAAGGAGCGGCGGCUGCUGGAGGAGCGUCUGGGGGAGUUCUCGUCGCAGGCGGCAGAGGAGGAGGAGAAGGUGAAGAGCCUCAAUAAGCUCCGGCACAAAUACGAGGCCACGCUGGCCGACCUGGAAGAGCGCCUCAAGCUGGAGGAGAAGGGCCGCCAGGAGCUGGAGAAGACCAAGCGGCGGCUGGACGGGGAGAGCUCCGAGCUGCAGGAGCAGCUGUCGGAGCAGCAGCACCGGGCCGAGGAGCUCCGUGCCCAGCUGGGCCGCAAGGAGGAGGAGCUGCAGGCCGCCCUGGCCAGGGCCGAGGAGGAGGGCGGGGCCCGGGCCUCACUGCUCAAGUCUCUCCGGGAGGCCCAGGCCGGGCUGGCCGAGGCCCAGGAGGACCUGGAGGCCGAGCGGGCCGCACGGACCAAAGCCGAGAAGCAGCGCCGAGACCUGGGGGAGGAGCUGGAGGCCCUUCGAGGGGAGCUCGAGGACACCCUGGACUCCACCAACGCCCAGCAGGAGCUCAGGACCAAGCGGGAACAGGAAGUGUCCGAGCUGAAGCAGGCCCUGGAGGAGGAGACACGCAGCCACGAGGCAGCCGUGCAGGAGCUGCGGCAGCGUCAUGGCCAGGCGCUGGGCGAGCUGGGCGAGCAGCUGGAGCAGGCGCGGAGGGGCAGGGGCGCUUGGGAGAAGGCCCGCCUGGCGCUAGAAGCCGAGGUCACGGAGCUCCGGGCAGAACUGGCGGGCCAGCAGGCCUCCCGGCAGGAGGGAGAGCAGCGGCGCCGGCGCCUCGAGGCGCAGCUGCAGGAGCUGCAGGCCCGGGCCGGCGAGGGCGAGCGGGCACGGGCCGACGCGGCAGACAGGUUGCAGAGAAGCCAGGCAGAGCUGGACAGCGUCUCCGGGGCCCUGAGUGAGGCUGAGUCCAAGGCGAUCCGCCUGAGUAAGGAGCUGAGCAGCGCCGAGGCCCAGCUCCAUGAUGUCCAGGAACUCCUGCAGGAAGAGACGCGGGCCAAGCUGGCCCUGGGCUCCAGGGUCCGAGGGCUGGAAAGCGAGGCUGCCGGGCUGCGGGAACAACUGGAAGAGGAGGCGGCAGCCCGGGAGCGCGCUGGGAGGGAGCUGCAGACGGCCCAGGCCCAGCUGUCGGAGUGGCGCAAGCGGCAGGAGGAGGAGGCGGGAGCCCUGGAGGCUGGGGAGGAGGCCCGCCGCAAGGCGGCCCGAGAGGCCGAGGCCUUGGCUCAGAGGCUGGCGGAGAAGACGGAGGCGGCCGAGCGGCUGGAGCGGGGCCGGCGACAGCUGCAGCAGGAGCUGGACGACGUCACUAUGGACCUGGAGCAGCAGCGGCACCUGGUCGGCAGCCUGGAGAAGAAGCAGAGGAAGUUCGACCAGCUCCUGGCAGAGGAGAAGGCUGUGUCCCAGCGAGCAGUGGAGGAGCGGGAGCGGGCCGAGGCCGACGGCAGAGAGCGAGAGGCCCGGGCCCUGGCACUGGCCCGGGCCCUGGAAGAGGAGCGGGAAGCCCGCGAGGAGCUGGAGCGGCAGAACCGGGCCCUGCGGGCGGAGCUGGAGGAGCUGCUGAGCAACAAGGACGACGUGGGCAAGAGCGUGCACGAAAUGGAGAGAGCCCGCCGGGCGGCGGAGCAGGCCGCUGCCGACUUGCGCACGCAGGUGACGGAGCUGGAGGAUGAGCUGAUGGCGGCCGAGGACGCCAAGUUGCGGCUGGAGGUGACAGCCCAGGCCCUGAAGGCCCAGCACGAGCGCGAGUUGCAGGGCCGGGACGAGGCCGGCGAGGAGAGGAGGCGUCUUCUGGCCAAGCAGUUACGGGACGCGGAGGUGGAGCGGGACGAAGAGCGCAAGCAGAGGGCGGCGGCUUUGGCGGCCCGCAAGAAGGCCGAGCAGGAGCUGGAGGAGCUGAAGGCCCAGGCAGCCUCCGCCGGCCAGGGGAGGGAGGAGGCGGCGAAGCAGCUGCGCAAGACGCAGGCGCAGAUGAAGGAACUCUGGCGGGAGGUGGAAGAAUCUCGAACCUCCCGGGAGGAAAUCUUUGCCCAGAACCGGGAGAACGAGAAGAGGCUCAAGGGCCUGGAGGCUGAGCUGCUGCGGCUGCAGGAGGAGCUUGCGGCCUCUGACCGAGCCCGGCGCCAGGCGCAACAGGAUCGGGAUGACAUGGCAGACGAGGCAGCCGGUGGGAACCUGGCCAAGGCAGCCCUGCUGGAGGAGAAGCGCCAGCUCGAGGGGCGCCUGGGCCAAGUGGAGGAAGAGCUGGAAGAGGAGCAUGGGAACCUAGAGCUGCUGAAUGACCGCUACCGCAAGCUGCUGCUGCAGGUGGAGUCGCUGACCACUGAGCUCUCUGCCGAGCGGAGCUUCUCCGCCAAGGCGGAGAGUGGGCGGCAGCAGCUGGAGCGGCAGAUUCAGGACCUGCGGAGCCGCCUGGGAGAGGAGGAUGCUGGGGCCAGAGCCCGCCACAAGAUGCUCAUUGCAGCCCUCGAGUCCAAGCUGGCCCAGGCUGAGGAGCAGCUGGAGCAGGAGAGCAGGGAGCGCAUCCUCUCCGGGAAGCUGGUUAGAAGGGCAGAGAAGCGCCUCAAGGAGGUGGUCCUGCAGGUGGACGAGGAGAGGAGGGUGGCUGACCAGCUCCGGGACCAGCUGGAGAAGGGAAACCUGCGGCUGAAGCAGCUGAAACGGCAGCUGGAGGAGGCCGAGGAAGAGGCCUCCAGGGCCCAGGCUGGGAGGAGGCGGCUGCAGCGGGAGCUGGACGAUGUCACCGAGUCAGCCGAGUCCAUGAAUCGGGAGGUCACCACCCUGAGGAACCGGCUUCGGCGAGGGCCGCUCACCUUCACCACCAGGACUGUCCGGCAAGUCUUCCGCCUGGAGGAAGGGGUCGCCUCCGACGAGGAGGAAGAAGAGGCGGAAGGCGGAGGCGCCGGCCCCCCCGCAGCCCCAGAAGCCGAUGGCCCCCCGCAGCCCCAGCCGCAGUGACCCCUCCUUCGUCCUCUGCUCCGAGGCCCCCUCCCCUCCCCUCCUGCCUUCCUGCACUUUGGAGCCCCCGUGCCCACCCCGGGCUCUCUGAGCACUUAGCGAAGCCCCCUGUCUCCUCCCAGCCGUGGGGCUCGGGCGGGGCUCUACAGCGCCGCCGAGUGGAGGUGGCCCUGGCUUCCCUGCCGCCUUCUUCCUGGGCUUGUCCCUCCGCCAUCUCUCCCCUCGCAAUCAUCUCACCCCCGUCUCCCCUUUGCCCUCUGCUGUCUCUUCCGCCUUAGCGCGGUGCCCGGCACAUAGUAGGUGCUUGAAACAAGUCCAUCGAUUGGCUGAUCGUUCUCCUCCCUCUCCCGUCUCAGCUCCCUGCCCCGCCCGGCUCCUGUUUUCUCCUGUCCUCGCUCCGUCACCGCCUUCCUGGGCUCCUUCCGCGGCUCUUCUCCCAGCAUCCCCGCCCGCCUCCCGCCUGUUCCCCCAGGGGCCCAGCCAGCGCCUCAGCGCCUUCUGCGCGACUUAGGCCGGAGUUUGAGGCUCGGCGAGAACUAUGUAGUGUGUGGCCUGUUUCCGCCCCCUCCCGCCCCCUCGGAAAUAAACUUCAGAGCGCCCCCCGGGGCCCCGA
Messenger RNA from Monodelphis domestica (gray short-tailed opossum), 6916 nucleotides. It is a transcript of the gene MYH14, whose product is annotated as myosin heavy chain 14. Gene Ontology annotation, biological process: regulation of cell shape; actomyosin structure organization; mitotic cytokinesis. Gene Ontology annotation, cellular component: cytoplasm; myosin II complex; myosin filament. Lineage: Eukaryota; Metazoa; Chordata; Mammalia; Didelphimorphia; Didelphidae. Gene Ontology annotation, molecular function: actin filament binding; microfilament motor activity; ATP binding. The record is from RefSeq and is a predicted model, not a curated record.